CAUGAAUUGUGUUCAGUCCUAAAAGUAAAGAAAUCUACCGAUCGAUAUGGAAAUAUGCUCUACAUUCCACAGGCUGAUAUGCUUAUGAUUGGGCGCUCUGACAUCGCGCCAUAAGAACUGUGUUUUGAUUUUGCAUAAAUUAUGCGGUCAUCACGGGAUUCUUGCGCACCUUAAAUAAUUUUUAUUGUACGUAUUAGCACUGCAGCAUUUUUUAUCAUGGAAGAAGCACACCCCAUACCCGGUUGGACGGUUUCCGAUGCAGCCAAGACCGGGCUUUUUCUCCUCGUUCUCGGGCUGUUUAUCCGCCGCUUUUUUCUACGGAGACCACGCCUUCCUCCCGGCCCCUUUGCCUUUCCGAUCUUCGGGGCGCUGCCGUUAGUGGAUGCCCGGAAUCCCCUGGAAACCUUCCGCCAGUGGGCUAAACAGUACGGCAAGAUGUACUUCAUCAAAAUGGGCGCCAACAACGUCAUUAUGCUGAACGAUGCCGAACUGGUUCGGGAAGCGUUCUCCGGUGAUGUGUGCAAUUAUCGGCCGCAGCAUAUUGGUGUGCGGAAGAGAAAGAAGGAAUCUGGGGGCGGAUGCGGAAUUAUUUUUGCCGACGGUUUGCUAUGGAAAGAACACCGGCGUUUCCUUCUGCGAACUUUCCGUGAUUUGGGUGUUGGACGGCGGAGUAUUGAGGAUAAAAUCAAGCAGGAAGCUGAUUACUUGCUGACCAUAGUCCGUGACGGACAAGGUCAACCCAUGGACACCACCCUGCCGGCGAAAACGGUGGUGGGCAACGUCAUCACCAGCAUCGUCAGCAGUGACCGUUACUUGAUCGAUGAUCCCAAUAAGGAAUUUGCCGAACUGGUGGAGAAAGCUGAUCGGAUGUUUAAGAUCUCCUUUGAAAGUGUCAUGAUUGAGAGCUACGAGUGGUUGUGGUGGAUUCCGCCGUUUACUAAGGAAUACAAGAUUCUCACCGGGUGUUUUGAGUAUAUUCGGGAUUAUUUCGUUAAGAAAGUCCAGAAACAUCGGAAGGAAUGGCGUGAAGGAGAGGAACGCGAUCUGAUGGACACGUAUAUGACAUCGAUGAAGAAUAAGGAACAUGCGACGUUUUCCGAGAAACAAUUAGGAUAUUUGGGCGAUGACUUAAUGUUGGCUGGGCAUGAAACUACAGCGACGACGCUGCGAUGGGGCCUUCUAUACAUGUGCCUGUAUCCGGAUAUUCAGAAGAAGGUACAAGUAGAGCUGGACGGGAUCAUGGCGCCCGGAAGUACUAUUGUUCCUUCCGAUCAAUUGAACAUGCCGUACACCGAGGCGGUACUAACCGAACUCAGUCGUAUCGGGAGCAUUGUACCGUUUGGUGUGAUGCACAUGGCCGAGAAGGACACCACCCUGGCAGGAUACGACAUUCCUCAAGGUACAUGGAUUAUGCCAAAUCUGCAUUACAUACAUCACGAUGACACUUUAUGGGAAAAUCCAAACGAAUUCAUACCAGAAAGAUUUCUUACGUCAGAUGGAAAAACCUUGAAGUGCCCUGACUAUUUGAUACCGUUUUCCGUUGGAAAACGGCGCUGUCCGGGAGAAGGACUGGCGCGAACGGAAAUUGUUUCCCUCUUUACCGGCGUUCUGCGUAAUUUUGAUUUGCGGGUUGAACAUCCGGAGAGGAUAUCGAGAAUUCCCAUCAUGGGCCACACCUUGGAGCCUCAACAUCACCAUAUAAUCGCCACACCACGAUGAACGUUCGCAAUGGAAACUGGAUGGAGGUUUUCGAAUUAUUUUCUUUGCAAGAAAUGUCGUGAUUUCAGGAAGAUGUGAUUCUUUAAUAAAUCAGCAUUUCGCUGUGU
Paramacrobiotus metropolitanus is the source of this 1826-nucleotide messenger RNA. Its product is annotated as cytochrome P450 2J2-like. Gene Ontology annotation, cellular component: intracellular membrane-bounded organelle; cytoplasm. Gene Ontology annotation, molecular function: oxidoreductase activity, acting on paired donors, with incorporation or reduction of molecular oxygen, reduced flavin or flavoprotein as one donor, and incorporation of one atom of oxygen; iron ion binding; heme binding. Bases 217 to 1719 code for a protein of 500 amino acids. Gene Ontology annotation, biological process: xenobiotic metabolic process. The transcript is spliced from 6 exons. The record is from RefSeq and is a predicted model, not a curated record. NCBI's taxonomy places the organism in Eukaryota, Metazoa, Tardigrada, Eutardigrada, Parachela, Macrobiotidae.